This is a messenger RNA of Saitoella complicata NRRL Y-17804, 236 nucleotides long. RefSeq lists its product as uncharacterized. The annotation marks the transcript as partial. Lineage: Eukaryota; Fungi; Ascomycota; Saitoellomycetes; Saitoellales; Saitoellaceae. The transcript has a single exon. The record is from RefSeq and is a predicted model, not a curated record.
AACCCAAUUGAGCUCUGUUUCAGCAUGAUGAAGGCCUGGAUGAAGCGCAAUAACAACGACCCUGACGCCCGUCUCGACCCUGCCUCAUUUGUUCGUAAAGCGAUCGACUAUAUCAAUACAGAUCUCGAAAAGAUCCGCAAUUUGUACACGGGCUGUGGUUAUGCGCUGACCGGCAUGGAUUUGCGCCAAUAUGUUGAUAACAACCGUGAAAUGGCCGCUCGAGCGGCUGAGCGGGU